ACAGGUGUUGAUCAUUUAGCUAAUUAGGCAGGAAGUCUAUAAAGUGUGGCACUUCCUCUGUGUUUUGAAUCAUUUAAUCAUGUUGAUGCAUCACUACCUUGGUGUGAUAAUCGUGGCUGUUUUUGUAACAACUGCCACUAAUGCAGAUAUCAACGUAGUCUGUGCAAAAGACUCAGUAAAAAUCACAUGGAGGAUCAGUGCUGAGUUGGUGCCAUAUGCAGCUCGUCUCUUCCUGGGAAGCUGCAUGCCAUCUCAGCUGAAGGUCUUACCCACUGGUGAGGGGGAAGCACUGUUCAACUACAAGUUUGCUGACUGCAAGUUUAAAAAACUGAUUAAAGGGAAACACAUUUUCCAUCACAAUGAACUGACUUACAGGCCACAGGCAAAGCCAAAACCUGCCUCCUUUGUGUAUCCCAUCGAGUGCGUUUCCAAAAGACCUGAGGUGUGGGUUCCUCCAUUCCUGAACCCUGGAUCAGGUGUGUCAGGUGGUCGUGGCGGGCUGCACUUCCACAUGGCUCUCCUCAAUGAGGACUUAACAGGUAUAGCCAAGACAAAUGUCAUCCCCCUGGGCUCUUUCAUGCCACUGUGGGCAGCAGUGGAGCAGAAGUCCCAUCAACCUUUGCUGCUGCUCAUGGAGGAAUGUGUGGCAGCCACAACACCAGAGCUGCAGCCUGGCAGCCAGGUUUACCCCAUCAUUAGCAAUAAGGGAUGUCUUAUGGAAAGCGUGAGGGGAAACUCCAUGUUCCUUCCUCGAUACCACUCGUCUGCCAUCAUCCUCUACCUGCAGUCCUUCAAGUACGGUCUCGGAGAGGAGGUGUACAUCCACUGUAAACUGGUUGCAUGGGAUCCGGAAGUUCUUGACGAGAGCAAGAAAGCCUGCCAUUACGUCAAGGAAAAUGGGAGCUGGGAACUACUCGAUGACCCGUUUCAGAGCUCCCUCUGCAGCUGCUGUGACUCAACCUGCACGUCCCGCUCCAAAAGAGGAGCUGAAUGGGAAUCUCACAGCUGGAGUCAUAAUUCUGUGUUGGGACCCUUGAUCAUCACGGAGACGUCUGACACGAAGGCCCACAACAACAGCAGCAGCUGACUCUCUGGAUGAACCCAGUCUAAACUGAUGGAGACUCCAUGACCCUGCACAACGGGAGGGCCAGCAGCAGAUGACCUCAAUCUCCUUCCUGACAUAACAAGAUGUCGGGACAUCAGCUUUAAUCUUGACUUUUAUGAUUUCAGAUUUACUAGGACCUACUGCAGUAAUUGCCAAAAAACCUUAUAGAUUCAUCCUCUGAUGUACAAUAAAGCUGGUUUAAAUUCC
Messenger RNA from Seriola aureovittata, 1312 nucleotides. It is a transcript of the gene zp3f.2, whose product is annotated as zona pellucida glycoprotein 3f, tandem duplicate 2. Gene Ontology annotation, biological process: egg coat formation; positive regulation of acrosome reaction; binding of sperm to zona pellucida. Gene Ontology annotation, cellular component: extracellular matrix. NCBI's taxonomy places the organism in Eukaryota, Metazoa, Chordata, Actinopteri, Carangiformes, Carangidae. The transcript has 10 exons. The record is from RefSeq and is a predicted model, not a curated record. Bases 80 to 1087 code for a protein of 335 amino acids. Gene Ontology annotation, molecular function: acrosin binding.